Molecule: messenger RNA, 321 nt
Organism: Rasamsonia emersonii CBS 393.64
Lineage: Eukaryota; Fungi; Ascomycota; Eurotiomycetes; Eurotiales; Trichocomaceae
Exons: 1
Source: RefSeq, a predicted model, not a curated record
GGUUGUCCGUCAAGGAUUGUUACAGUUUCUCUUUUCUCUCAUUGCACUGUUGCUUAUGAUAGAUCAUUAUACUGCACAAGCAAGGCAGAUUCCUGUCAUGAGCGUCAUGUGCUUGUUCUAUGGCAUGCAAGUUUAAUUUUGUUUAUUAAUAUCCCCAUGGUUGCCUUCUAUGUAUUUCCUACUUUGUUAAGUGACAUGGAGUUCAUCUUUAAUGCUGUUUCAGUGAGCAUUUAUGUGAGGAAUGUUGAUGUCUACCGUUUAACAACACAGGUUCUUUCAGUUUAUCUCUAUUCUUUUUUGUUUCUUCCCAUCUCAUUUUGA